AAGGAAGGUGAGGCAGCGCGAAUCGCAUUCGGCAGCGAUUGGAGUGAAGAAGUGUGAUGUCUGGAAGAGGCAAAGGAGGCAAAGGCCUGGGAAAAGGCGGAGCGAAGCGGCACCGCAAAGUGCUCCGUGAUAACAUCCAGGGCAUCACGAAACCAGCCAUCCGGCGCCUGGCUCGCCGUGGUGGGGUCAAGCGCAUCUCGGGCUUGAUCUAUGAGGAGACCCGCGGGGUGCUGAAGGUUUUCCUUGAGAAUGUGAUCAGGGAUGCGGUCACCUACACUGAGCACGCCAAGCGCAAGACGGUCACUGCCAUGGAUGUGGUGUACGCUCUGAAACGCCAGGGCCGCACUCUCUAUGGGUUCGGCGGCUGAGCAAAUCGACCCUUUUCCA
Rhincodon typus (whale shark) is the source of this 387-nucleotide messenger RNA. RefSeq names its product histone H4. Gene Ontology annotation, molecular function: DNA binding; structural constituent of chromatin; protein heterodimerization activity. The transcript has a single exon. The coding region runs from base 57 to 368 and encodes 103 amino acids. Gene Ontology annotation, biological process: nucleosome assembly. Lineage: Eukaryota; Metazoa; Chordata; Chondrichthyes; Orectolobiformes; Rhincodontidae. Gene Ontology annotation, cellular component: nucleosome. The record is from RefSeq and is a predicted model, not a curated record.